Phlebotomus papatasi is the source of this 3453-nucleotide messenger RNA. Its product is annotated as arrestin homolog. The transcript is spliced from 7 exons. Bases 942 to 2552 code for a protein of 536 amino acids. Gene Ontology annotation, cellular component: cytoplasm. Gene Ontology annotation, molecular function: G protein-coupled receptor binding. The record is from RefSeq and is a predicted model, not a curated record. NCBI's taxonomy places the organism in Eukaryota, Metazoa, Arthropoda, Insecta, Diptera, Psychodidae. Gene Ontology annotation, biological process: signal transduction; G protein-coupled receptor internalization.
UGGCAAGACGUGCGCAUUUUCUGAAAAAAUUAACCCACAUGGAUUCAAUCCGCGUGAGAAUCGUUUUGGGGUUUUCCUGAAUGAAUCAACAGUCAGUGAAAGUUAAAUGCUGAAUUGCGUGCCAAUUGAGGGUGGUUUUUAUAGCCUGGAAAAUUCAUCGAAGACUACCUGCCUUUUUCUUUUGGGGCCGUCCGACAAACACCCCCUCAAAGUAAUAUAAAGUAAUUAAUCACAGAAAGUGUAUUUGGUAGGAUUUCAGUUAUGUGGCCAAGUGAUUAGGGAUAAAUAUAUAAUUUAAUGGGUGACACAUUUUGGAUAAGUCCAUAUUCUGAGCCCCCGGAAUUGUCGUAAAAAAAGUGAUGGGAAUCCAAGUUAAUUGCAUUUAGUGAAGGUAUAAGAAAACAAAUAGAAUUUCAACACAACAAAAAAGCUUAUCAUUCACUCAGAUUGUUCUUUAUACAUCACCAGUUUUCCAAAGAGUGAAAAGGGAGUUAAUGCGUGUCCUCGAUAAAAAGGAUCAAUGGUGAAAGAAUUGAGGUGGCGUGAGGUAGGAAUAUUAGAUUAAUUGAAAGUAAAUUGAAAGUGGAAAGGAAAUAUGAGCUAUAUCUUGCUAAACGUUUACGUGAGAAUAAGGGAGGAUGUAUGAGAGAUACUGUGAAUGCAUUGCCAAGCAAUAUCUACAGACUCUACCAUAGAAUUUUCUAAAUUGCUCACAUUUUCCAUUCCUAUCCGGACUAAAGGUGAAUGUUGGAGAAAGUGUGCUAAAGGUGAAUAUCAGUGGGUGGAAAUUACCAGAGAAGUGAGGUGAUUCGAUGAUCCACAGUUGGAUAAUCUGUGGAGACUGGUGAAGCUUAUGAUAUUUUUAAAGAUUGACAAAAGUUAGUGUUGUGAUCAGACAAUGCAAUUACUGCUUACAUGAGAACAUACCCUUUAGUGUCACUAUGAUGACAAAGGAGGUCGAUGAGCAUCACAAAAUUUUGAACGCACCUCCCGAAGAAAGUGCCAGCAGUAGUGGAGUAAGGAGAGUACCAGAAAUUGAAGCUGAAACUCUUGGUGCUCGAAGGAUCUUCAAGAAGACUUCACCAAAUGCCAUUCUGACACUAUACUUGGGUACGAGGGAAAUAAUCUCGAGACGUGGUGUCGUCGAACCACUUCGAGGUGUUCUCUACGUUGAUCCCAAGUACAUUGUAGGACAUAGACUGUUCAGCCAAUUAACUUUGACAUUCAGGUAUGGUCGAGAGGAUGAGGAAGUAAUGGGACUGAAGUUCUGUAAUGAGGCUGUAAUAGCACUCAAGCAAAUCUGGCCACAGGCUGAGGGUGUUUCAAUGAAGAAGGAGGAAUUGACCCCACUACAGACUGCACUCUUGGAGAGAUUGGGUGUUGGGGCACAUGCUUUCAGUAUUCAAAUUGGAACGGUAGCACCACCCAGUGUGCAAUUAAUUCCAGCCAAGCACUACAAUGGCGCUCCAAUUGGUACGAGCUACGACAUUAGAGCUUACAUUGCCAAUCAGUCGGAUGAGAAGAUGCAAAAGAGGUCAACGGUGAAACUGGGAAUAAGGCUGAUACACAAAAUUCCAGCUGAGAUCAGGUGUUGUCCCCAAGCACCUCAGUCUCAUGCACCAUCCAUCCCUAAAUGCCUCCGAUUGCGCCUGUCGCCGAAAGCUCUCAAGUUCUCCAAUAAGCUAUGUGGUAGUGGAAGCACUAAAGCUCGUCUUGAUGCUGCCAAAGACAAAAUGGUACCACAUACGAGUUCUGAUGCGGAAGUCUUUGAGGCACCUCAGGGAUCUGUCGAUAAGCCAUUCCUGUGGGCAGAGGGACGAGUGAGUCUGAAAGCAGCACUCAAUAAAUCAGCCUACGGCCACGACGAAGACAUAGCAGUGACCAUCGACGUGCGUAAUGACAGCCGAAAAAUCGUGAGGAAAAUUCGGAUCUUUGCUGUUCAGCACGUGGAUGUUUGUAUGUUCAGCAACGGUAAGUUCAAGAACGUCGUGGCUGAUGUGAGUCUCAAUAAUCAGCUGGGACCAGGGGAAUUUCUGCACAGUACCUACUUCCUCAUGCCAAUGCGAGCUCCUACGAAGAAUUGGAUAGCUGUGGAGGGUGCCCUAUUCAACACCUCAGCCGACACCAACUUGUGGAGCGAUAGUGCCAAGAUUGCGCCAAGCUCUCCAAUGGAACUCCAGCCGAACGAAGACCGCAAUGUCUUCGCCAUCUAUGUAUCGUACUACGUAAAGGUGAAGCUAACGUUAAGUGGAAUGGGUGGAGAGGUUUGUCUCAAGUUGCCCUUUGUGCUGGGUUACGUCGACACCGAUGGUACUAAUGAGGCACCGUCCACCCCACGUCAGAUUGUCCCCAAAGGGUUGGACUCCAUUGAUGCAGUCUGCGAGGUGGAUGAUAAGACAAACAUAGCUGGAGAGUCUACACAGAAAGACUCAACAGCGACAAAUGACACUCGCAUAGUUGAGGAUGAUGAUGAUGGAACUGGUGAAAAAGUAGAAUCCACUGUAACUGUACAAAUUCACACACCGAAUACCCUCGUUCAAGCUGAUAUUUAGCUUAAAUCCUUUUUAAUGCCCACAUCCCACAUACCAACCAUUGAAACAUUGAUGAGAAAUAGGAGAAUUUAACUCUGAUUUGACGGGCUUUAAUUAGAAUUCUUUUCUCAUUGUUGUUUUUUUUUAACGCUUUUUUCACCAAGCUCAUGAAAGACUAAUAUACGUUGAGUCAUCAUAUGGAUGUUACUGGAUCCUUUCAAUUCUACUUGUAUGUGCUUAUCAGUGGGAUAUAUCCACUGACAACCCCAUCUGAAAUUUCCCAAGACUGUCAAUCAUGACCGCAACAUUACUCCUCUUGCUUCAUGAAAAAUCCUCUGCAAAUCUAUUAGAAAAUAGAUGGAUUAAACAUCAAAGUGAAUGUACCAACUCAAUUCAAUUUAUUUAAAUUCAAUCAAUAUUAUUUAUUUCAUAUACUUGGUUGCAACUCCGCCGCAUUAUUACGAUAAAUCUAAUGCUCGAACUCGUGAGUUGGAUGCUAUAUAUAGGGGAAACUCGGGUAGUUGUAUAAACACUUCAAUUUUUUUAAUUACAUAUUAGACAUCUUAGGACGAGACCUAUAUGAAGUCAUAAAGUAAAGAGAUCUUUGUCCAUUAAAAAAUCAUCGACAAUAGAAGUCCAAGUAAUGUAGUCAUAAGAAUCAGUAUUUACAUCUGCCACAGCUUCCCCUUUACCCCAAAAGUACUUUCGUACUAAAAAUUUUAUUUAUUUUUUUUAAUAUAGCGUUUUUUAAAUUCUAUCUGAUAUGUCAAUUGCAUAAUGUCAAUCUUCUGAUGCAACCAACAAAAAACGUGUCUUCUUUCGCAGAUUAGGAUACCAUUUGUAAAAUACGUGAUAUUUAUGAUUAAAAGUGAAUUAAUUCCUUGCUCAAUUAAAGAAAAACAUAUGGCAUAGGGUCUACAAA